Racocetra persica is the source of this 691-nucleotide messenger RNA. The record is from the annotation of a GenBank genome assembly. Lineage: Eukaryota; Fungi; Glomeromycota; Glomeromycetes; Diversisporales; Gigasporaceae.
AUGUCACAAUUAGAUCGAAUCCUACAAAUAGAAAAAGAACAAGAAGAUUCAAGAAUUAAAACUGGAUUAAGACAGCUAAAACAACGAUUAAAUAGCAUGGAAACAAAAAAUAAAUAUGUUUCCCAGUUAUCAAAACAACAAACUAAUGAACAUAUUCAAGAAAUUGAAAGAGUCACAAAUAGAAAAAUAUUAGAAGCAGAAACAGCAGAGGAUAAAAAAGCUUAUCUAUAUAAAACAAUAUCCGUAUUAACAGAAACAAAAAAUGCUAUUCUCUGGAAGAAUAGAGAUCUAGUAAUGGAUCUAGAAGAAGAAUACAGACAAAUAGAACAAUGUGAAAGUGAACUAUUACGAGAACAAUACCAAGCAAAAUAUAGAGAACUAUUGGGAGUAUCUCUAGAAAACUUAGAUAAAAUGCAUGAUGUAGAAGACGAAGAAGAACGAAUAUUCCAAGAACAACAACGAGCCAGAAGACAAGACUUAGAAUUAUCAGAAACAUUACCACUAAAACAUCUAUAUCAUGAAGAAUAUAAACCAACAGUAAAUGAACUAUGGUUACUAGACGACAACUUUGGAAGAACAUUAGAAUGGUUAAAUAAACAAGAUAAAGAUCAAUACACCAAAAUACUAGAACAAACAAUAUCAAGAACAACAACAAGACCAAGUUCACCAACAUCACUAACCUUUCUUGAUA